Molecule: messenger RNA, 969 nt
Organism: Strongyloides ratti
Lineage: Eukaryota; Metazoa; Nematoda; Chromadorea; Rhabditida; Strongyloididae
Product: CAP domain-containing protein
Exons: 2
Coding region: 1-969 (322 amino acids)
Source: RefSeq, a predicted model, not a curated record
AUGGUAUCAUUUUAUAGAUUUACUUUUAUUUUAUUUGGCUUGGUUAAUAUUACUUAUCAAGUAAUCUUAGUUGGAUAUUAUAUACAAAUGCUUGGAAAGCUUCCAACUUAUGAAUACAAUAACGUCUCAUUUCCCUCAGUCAAAAAAAUGGUAAAAGCAAUUGUUGCAGAUAAAAAUAUAAAUUAUCUUGAACAUUUAUUAAUAUUUGUUGUUGGCUUCAAAAGAGGACGGCGUAUAGAUAAAAAUUAUGAUGUCACUUGUGAAAAAGCAAUAUCAUAUUUAAGUGAGAAGUAUAUAAACAAAUUUUAUAAAUUAAAAAAUGAAUGCACAACAAAUCAAAAAACGGAUUAUACAUGUGCCAAUAAACAUUUUAAUGGUUUUGACUAUGCUGUUGAUUACAUGAUGAGGUCAAAUUGUCAUAUAAAUGCUCCAUCAAACACUCUUCAACCUGUGCUUAAUGAUAAAUCAUCAUUUCUACCAAAAGACGCCUGUAUAAUAUUACAAAGUGGUAAAAAAUUUUUAAAAGAUAAUUUAUUUAGUAAUAAAAUAUGGUAUAAACAUUGGCAUAGGUGUGAUGAAUAUUGCUAUUUAAAAAAAGAUUUUGCAUCAACUAAACUAAAAUAUUUUCUUGAAAUCAAUGAUUAUCGUCGUCAAUUUGGCUUAAAACCUCUGCGAUUUAAGAAUAGGUUUAAUUUGUUAGCACAAAGCCGUGCUAAAGAACUAUCCAGAGGUCAACAAACAAAAUUUGACUUUGAUAAGACAUAUAGUGAAAUAACGGGUUUUUCAUAUAUUACGUAUGCUAAAUUUUAUCUCAAAAUAAUGUUUGAUGAUGCUUAUAUGAAUAAAUCCAGACGAAACAGUCUAACUCUAAGAGAUAUUGAACCAUUAAUGGAUCGAAAUACUAUGGCUUUAGGAAUUGGUAUCACAACCAGAGGUGACAAAGUUUUUAUAGUUAUUAUAUGUGAAUGA